CGGGCAGUGGGUGAGGGGCAGCGGAAGGGCCGGGCUCCUCCUCCCGGACACGUUCAGUCACACACAGAGCGGGGCUCAGUCACACAUACAGGCCGGACUCUGUUAGACCUAGAGCGGGAUCCCAGCAGACGAGUCACUCGCACCCCAGCCCGCCAUGCUAGGUCCCUCCUGAGGCCAGUACAUCCCGGGCCGCUCGUAGUGGGACAUGUUCGGGAAGGGGAAGAGCGGAGCGGCGCCGUCUGACGGCCAGGCCCGGGAGAAGCUCGCUCUUUAUGUUUAUGAAUAUUUGCUUCAUGUUGGGGCCCAGAAAUCUGCACAGACUUUCCUGUCUGAGAUACGAUGGGAGAAGAAUAUAACCCUUGGGGAACCUCCAGGCUUCUUGCAUUCCUGGUGGUGUGUAUUCUGGGACCUGUACUGUGCAGCGCCAGAGAGGAGAGACACCUGUGAACAUUCAAGUGAAGCGAAAGCUUUCCAUGAUUAUAGUGCAGCCGCCGCUCCGAGCCCAGUGCUUGGGAACAUUCCUCCCAAUGACGGCAUGCCAGGGGGGCCUAUCCCACCCGGGUUCUUUCAGCAGGGCCCUCCGGGCUCCCAGCCCUCCCCACACUCACAGCCACCUCCUCACAAUCCUAACAUGAUGGGGCCGCACAGCCAGCAUUUCAUGUCACCUCGUUUUGCUGGUGGCCCCAGACCGCACAUCAGGAUGGGAAGUCAGCCUCCAGGAAGUGUCCCAGGAUCCCAGCCCAUGAUGCCAAACUCCAUGGAUCCUAUCAGACAGCAAGGACACCCCAACAUGGGAGGCCCCAUGCAAAGGAUGACCCCUCCUAGACUUAUGGGUCCAAUGGGCCCUGGGCCUCAGUCUGAUCCUUGGUUGUCAUUGCAGAAUUACGGCGGUGGAAUGAGACCUCCACUCAACUCUUUAGGGCCCGGAAUGAACAUGGGGCCUGGAGCAGGCAGACCGUGGCCGAACCCCAACAGUGCUAAUUCAAUUCAAUAUUCUUCGUCCUCACCUGGUUCAUAUGUGGGACCUCCUGGGGAUGGGAGAGGAGGGGGACCUCCCGGAACGCCAAUCAUGCCCAGCCCUUCAGAGUCAACAAACUCAAGUGACAAUAUUUAUACCAUGAUAAAUCCCGGGCCAGGAACAGGAAAUCGCUCAAAUUUCCCAAUGGGUCCUGGCUCUGACGGCCCCAUGGGCGGAAUGGGUGGCAUGGAACCACAUCAUAUGAAUGGGUCGUUAGGAUCUGGAGAUUUGGACGGACUGUCUAAGAAUUCUCCAAGCAACAUAAGUGGCAUUAGUAACCCUCCAGGAACACCACGAGAUGACAGUGAAUUGGGAGGAAACUUCCUUCAUUCCUUCCAAAAUGACAAUUACUCGCCCACCAUGACGAUGAGCGUGUGACACCCAUCUAAACUCUGACAAAAACUUCAACUCGGCUGCUGCUCGGAUGGUCACAAGGAUUAUGGAAGAAGAGGUGCGCGGGACAGCCCCUUGGAUCAGCUUGAUGCAAUAAAAAGCACAGGCUUGUGUUUCCAUAAAUCAUGAAGGACAAGGCUCUCAAGAUGAGGAAAUAUUUUCCGAGGAUCUGUACAAAAGACUUUUUCUUUUCUUGGAGACAGACUGAAGCAUUGCGUUUCAUAUGGAUUGUUGCAGUGUCCAUUUUAUCGUUCUGUGUCUGUGACGUGAUAUUCAAAGAAUAGCUGAUAUAGGAAAUUUUGUGUCUUUGGGUUUAUUUCUUUUCAAAUAAACCGAACAUUUUUUCCUCCAAAGAGACAAUCUCGCCCUGCAAGCCGUGGUUUUGUUCUCUCCCUCCCUCACUGUGCAGACGUUUGUCACCUGUACUUGGGCUCGGCCCGCACUGCUUUCUUUACCUCAUUGAAAACUUGAGCCUCUGGUAUAAACACCUAAGACUUUUAUUUUCUUCUGCAAGAGCCAUGAAAAACUACAAACUCGAUACAACCGUAUUUGCUCUCCUCUUCCCCCUCCCCCCCCCCGAGAAGCGAUACUAACAGGAUCAUAGUCUACUAUUGGGUGGUAAUAUAUAUUUUUAAUUAGUAUUGAAACCUACUUUGUAUUCUUUUCUGUGAGGAGGCAAUGGCAGGGUGUGGACAUUCAUAAAAAAAAAUCUUUCGCACCAGAGCCUGUGCCGAUUAGCUAUAGCCAACACUGUAUCUUUUUUUCCCUCCCAGUCUGGUUCUAAAUGAAAGAAGGAAUGUGUUUGUAGUAUUUUCUGUUUGUGUUUUAUUAAAAAAGGGAUUUUUUUUUUGCAUCCACUUAAGGUAUUUGUGGGAUGGUUGAGUUACUGAUAACAAAUCUUAAACCUAUUAUUAGAUGUCUCUUCUUUUUCCCCCAUAACAACCCUCCUGGGUUAGUGUUAGAGGAGAAAUGAAUUGUGUACUUGAAAAAGGGACGGUCAAAUGCUUCUUACUGUGGGAAAGCUUGGAAUGGAUAAUUUCUCCCCUCCAUGCUGGAAUAAAUUCAGACAAAAUGA
Molecule: messenger RNA, 2486 nt
Organism: Bombina bombina (fire-bellied toad)
Lineage: Eukaryota; Metazoa; Chordata; Amphibia; Anura; Bombinatoridae
Gene: SSBP3
Product: single stranded DNA binding protein 3
Exons: 18
Coding region: 206-1396 (396 amino acids)
Biological process (GO): positive regulation of transcription by RNA polymerase II
Cellular component (GO): nucleus
Molecular function (GO): protein binding; single-stranded DNA binding
Source: RefSeq, a predicted model, not a curated record